Molecule: messenger RNA, 3565 nt
Organism: Diorhabda sublineata
Lineage: Eukaryota; Metazoa; Arthropoda; Insecta; Coleoptera; Chrysomelidae
Exons: 5
Coding region: 207-1427 (406 amino acids)
Source: RefSeq, a predicted model, not a curated record
GACAGCUGCGUGAAAGUUCAAUGUGACGUAUCCAUAAGAUUGGCGGCAAUUGUUACUAAAAUUCUAUAUAAAUAUAUUUAUUCAAUUCUUUAUAUAAUAUGUUAAGAAUCAAAGAUUAGGGGAGUUUGUGCUAAAACCAUAUAGUUAUUAAAAUUGUUUAUACAGAAUAAAGUUAUUAUAUCUAAAGGUUUUUGACGAUUUACAUAAUGAAUAUUUUAUAUUUUCUUCUCUUAAUUGUUUUAAUAGAAGCUCGAGGGAAUAACUGGGUCGAUCCUCAUGAAAUGAAAAUUAAUGUAAAAAAUUCGCUGAAAAGGUCUCAAAGUGAAAAUGAUAAAAGUUCGAAUAUACUAAAAGAGCCGGUGAACUACCGUGAGCCUUCAGUGGAUGAAAAUAUGCCACUUAUUUAUUUGAAAAGAACAAUUAAGCUAAUUUUACAGGCUGCCGAUAGAACAAGUGAUAAUUCCAAUGAAUAUACUGGAACUUAUAAAUAUGAUCUAGACAGUGAGGAGUACAAAUUUUUAAUAAAUUUCGCUGAUAAUAAAAUCACAAAUAACGAAGACAUUCGAAAAUUGGAUACAGUAUUAAGUAUGAUAUUCUCAACAUCAUACAAGAAUAACAUUUUAAAUUUUGGUAUAGGCAUAAAAGACCAACUUUUAAACUAUACCUCUUUAAUUUUUUUUGGAGUAGUUAUUUGUUUCUACACAGUAUAUAAACUCUUGAAAAAUAAUUCAGGAUUUUGGUCUAUAAUUUCAUAUUUCAUUUUUCUCUUAUUAAUAGUCGAUUAUGGAUACCGUUAUAGAUUCAUGUAUGAGGAAAUGGAAGAGCACAAUAUGAAAGUGAUAUAUACUACUGCAUGCGAUAGUACCAAAAUGAACUGGAGCCAGUACUUUCAAUUUCUCCUCAAAAAGAACGACUGUGAAAAAAGAAUGGUUACUCCUCUGGAUGUAGGACUGAACCAGUUAAAGCAUAUCAUUAUAAUACCAUUGGAGUCAUUUGGUACUGGCAUGGGGAAGUUUAGCAAAGAAUUAUGGGAAAAACUCCCCUUUCCAUGGAAUUUCUUCAUAUUUCCAAUAAUAUUGCUUUUGAUCAUAGGCAUAAUCUUUAUAUUUAUGUUAACAUCGAAAACUACACUUAAACUGAAGUUGUUUCAUUUGUUUCAUCUCGAAGCAGCGGAUGGAAAUAGAGUUAGUGGUGAAAUCCUGGAUAAACUUUUAGAUGCUGUUAUUCAUAAAAGGAUAGAAGAUAUAAGAUCAUCUCCUGUAAAAAAGGAACCCAAAAUUGUUGAAUAUAAAAAUGACAAUAGCAAAGAAAAUGUCAUAAAUGGAACCAAGGAAGAAAGCGUGAGUGAAAGCACUGAUAAUGCUAAUGAAAACAAAAUAGAAAACACAUCAACAAAUGGGCCUGUAGAAGACAAAAAGGAAAAAUAGAUGUAUAUAUAUAUAUAUAUAUAUAUAUAUAUAUAUAUAUAUAAUUAUGUUGAGUGAUUUUGAUAAGAAAACUUAAAAAUAAAAUAAUUUUUUAGUAUAUUUUCAAUUGCUUUUUAUAUAUAUAAGAAUUGUAAUGUUAGAAUCUUCUCACAACAUGUAAACAUACUUACGCAUACCAAAUAUCUUUACUGCUUAGUGAUGAAAAAUCUACAGUUUUAAAUUUUUUUUAAUAAUAUGUUAAUUUUAUUUACACUAAAACGAAAUAUGACUUUAUUUGAAUUUUACUUUCAUGUAAGAAAAUAAUAAGAAUAUAUUAAACCAAAAAAAUGUGUCAACUAAAACUCGCCCACAAAAGUUGUGUUUAAUCAUAAGUCAAUCUCUGUUUAACCGUUUAAUGUAAGAAAGAACAACAUAAAAAAACAAAAUAAUAUUGAGCAAUUUGGAACGAGAAUUUUUAAUUAAAAUUAGUUUCUUAAAUCUAGCAUAGCUGAAUAAAUAGGUAGAUACGACUUGAGAAUUACACUGCUUCUUUCAUUUUGUUUGCGUCAAUCUUUGGCUUAGUUGUGUAGAUUGGGAUCACAACAAACUUAGAGCCAUUUUUUCAUCUUUUUCUUGUUACCAUCUCUUGGAAAUCUUCACUAUCUUAAGAGGUUUUCACUUAAAAGGAAAACUAUCGUAUCUCACGACUUGUGUUCAAUUUAUGUCUGUGUCAAAGUUGUUGCCGAUCUGCGUUUGAAUGUUUUUUAUGUUAUAAAAAUCAGUGUGGAACAAUUCUAGUAUAUCCUAGGUACCUCCUGUCUUUUUAGCUGUUCCUAGUUCCUCCAAAUGGCUUAAGGCGGACAAAAUCAAAAUAAUAUGGAUAGACUAAUUUCAUACCGUUUGGCAGAUUGCCAGGAAAACACUUAACGAAUUCUUCAAAUUUUUAUUGUGCCACAAGUUGUGAGAAAUUUAAUGCCUUUAGGUCUUGAAACCUGUCGUUAAUUUGUACAAUCUAACCUCAAAAAAUAACUUUUGAUAUGAAACUUUUAAUUCAUUGCACAGUGAGUCACCUAGUACAAGCUAGGUGGACAAAAACAUUUCAUUCUACGGUUUGAUUAUUUUGUUUACGAUAAAUGAUUUUUUGUUGUUUUCUUGAACAAUUAUGCAUUAAUUUUUUAAUAAGGAAAAUUUUUGCAUAAUAAAAUGCAAUAGACGAAAAUUUCGGUCCUCUUUGGAAUGUUUCCUCCAUUCUUCAAACAAUUCCAUUUUUGAUACGCGAUCUGAAAAAAAUAAUUUUAAAAAAAUCGGGGACCAACGUGGAGCUAUAUUAUAUAUCAUUAGUUAGCCUAGGGUAGUGGCUAUACAAUAUUGAAUGGAUACAUGUGGAUAAAAGUAGCUGCGUACAUUAGAAAAUUGAAUUGAAAAAAAAAAUUCGAAUUUUAGAGUAAAUUUUCCAAACCCUAUUAUAACAGAUAAUGGCUCUUAUUGGAAUUAAAUAUUAAAUGAAAUAAAAAACUCUUUACCCUUUAAAGUAAAAUCCAUCACAGCAAAAGAAAUAUCCUUCACUUCCAAUCUGUUUAGAUGUUAUAUGAACUAAUACCAAGUGGCAACUAAAUUGUUUACAGAACACGAAUUACUUUUUCACUACAUUUAAACCGGUUAUAACCCAUUGCUCUCGAAGUUUGAAAAAAAAAAAUUUACCUAGAAUCGACGUCUAUAAAGAGGUCAUAUUACUAUAAAAUCAUCGAUUAAUCGAUUCUUUGAAUUGACUUUUGUCCACCUAGCUUGUACUAAACGGCUCACUGUGCAUCGUCUUCGUGAUUCCUACGCUGGUUUCGCCUACUUUCCUAUUUUCUAUUUUCACAUGAAUAUUUCCACAAAUGCUCAAUAAAGUUACACCUGGUGUUGUUUUAAAAAAGAUUUUUGGAUUGUAUCUACCUUGCUGGUAUUUCUGUUUGCUUAUUUUGUAGUACAUUAAAGGCAAUUUAUGAAUGAGGAAAUACUUGAAAAAACAGUCUCCAAAAAAAUAAACUCAAGAUCUUUUAAUGCUAUGUUAAUGUUAAUAUCGUAGUUUCGCGUAAUGUUAUUUUAUCUCAAUUGUUUACAUCAUCAUUCAAAAUAUGUUCAAAUAAACUUAUUAAAUCUUCGUAAUGUUCAAA